AUGACACAGAACUUGGAUUUGACCAAUUUUCCAUUAUUCAAAAAGGCUCCAAAUUCCUUUUACAACAAGAUUAUUUCCCACUUGAAGCUUGUUACCUACCACCCGCAGUCGUAUAUCAUUAAGAAAGGGGACGACUCGAAGUCCAUGUACUGGAUCUUAAAAGGCACGGUAUUGAUUACCAGUUCCGACGGAGAGUCUAUUUACAGCGAAUUAUCGUCGGGCCAGUUUUUUGGGGAAAUUGGUAUUCUUUUCAACCGUCCCAGGACUGCAAAUGUCAUAGCCAGGACCAAGGUGCUUGUGGGGGUACUCACCUCGAAGGAUUUCAACAUCGUGUUGCGGUACUUUCCGCUCAUGGAAAGACGUAUAAGAGAUGAGGCCCAAGAACGGUUGGCAAUGUUGGAUAAAAAAACUAAACAACAACCUCUGCAACCGGUUAUACCGCCCUUGACACCAGCGGCUUCCUUGACAACCGCUUCCAACGAAAGCAUGCCCCACGACAAGGUGGAUGCUACUGUUUCCAUCAAUCUGUUUAUCAAAAAUCUACCUAUUUUUCAAAACCUCCCUUCCAAUAUCAUCCACAAGUUGUGUUUGGGAGUUGAGCCCUUGACCUUCAAGCCCUUUCAAUACAUUUUCUACGAGAACGAUAUGGGAUCCAACAUCUAUUUUAUUGUCAGCGGACAAGUUGAAGUGGUCAAGUUCAACAGUGAAAACAAUACUGAACAACCGAUUGCCAGAUUGAAUAACAGCAACUACUUUGGUGAGAUGUCGUUCUUAUCCUGGAUUUCCAAUAAACCUAACUUUAAGAGAUCUGCUUCUAUUCGGUCCAUCACCAAUGUCGAUUUGAUUGUCAUUCGGUCCAAUUUAUUGAAAGAUCUCUGUAUUGAAUACCCAUUUUUAAUCGACCAUAUGCGAUUCACCAGUGAAUUCAGAAACAACGAAAAUGAACAUUUGGGUAACUUCGAAGCCAGAGAAGACGAUGAGAAGGUUGACUUUAAGGGCUUCGAAUUCAAGUUUGAUUUCAAACCUUUCCAUUCCAGAAGUGUAAGUCCUAUUCCCCCUAGUGCAAUCGCUGACAAAGUGGACCGAAGUUCUGAUAAGAAAGAAAAAUCCAAACCAAAGGCCAUCAACCAUUCGCCAACACAAAUGUUGGUUCCUUUGAGUAUCAAGCCAAAGAGACCUAACCCAAGAAGAUCAAUUUCGUUGAAUUUGACCCCUUCAUUGAAUGCUACUCAAUCUCUCAAUCAGUUUCUGUCUGUGGAACCUGAAAUUGUGUACAUGCCUGUGAAUAAAAGGUUGAAGUUGAAUGAUUCUAAGUUGAGAAGAAGAUCGUCUAUUUUGUCCCAUAAUGGGGCUCUUACUGAUUCCAUUUUGCUUCGAAUCUUUGAGUUUUUGGAUCUUCCUACUCUUAUGAAGAUGAGAUUGAUUAACAGAAGAUGGAGACAGUUGUUGUAUCUUUCUCCCACCCUUUUCCAAACCCUCGAUCUAACCCCGUGGAACACAUCGGUAGAUGAUAAGUCGUUGAUGGAGAUUGUUAAGUUUGUUGGGUCUAGACCAAAGCUGAUCAAUAUCUCCAACUGUUUCCAUAUAACUGACGAAGGCUUCAGUUAUAUGGUGAACGAGAUUGGAAUUUCUGGAAAAAUCCGGUCUAUCAAAAUGUCUUCCAAUUGGGAAAUUGGUGCUAUGGCCAUUAUGGACUUGACAGUGCCAAGUGUUGGUAAGAAUCUCGAAGAAAUCGAUCUUUCCAACUGUCGAAAAGUUAGAGAUAAUGUUGUGGAAAGGUUGAUCGGAUGGACCGAAAAAGUCCCAAGCCAAACCCCGGAGGAAGUGCAUUAUGAUAACGACUUCGAUGAUUACGAAGGCAUCGGAUGCAAAAAAUUAACCAAGAUCAACUUGGGAUACUGUAAGCAUCUUACUGACAGAGUCAUGUACCAUAUUGGAGAGUACUGUAAUGAUAGAUUGACUGCACUUGACCUAACACGAUGCACAACCAUUACCGAUAAAGGGUUUGAAUAUUGGACAUAUAAAUAUUUCCCAAAGUUGACUACUUUAUCUUUGAAAGAUUGUACUUUUUUGACGGACAAAUCAAUUAUUUCAAUUGCUAAUUCUCUUCCUAACUUGGAGAACUUGAAUCUAAACUUUUGUUGCCUGUUAACAGAUAUCUCGAUCGAAGUGUUAUGCAUAGGGUGUCAGAACCUUAAAUCCUUGGACUUAAGCUUCUGUGGAAGUGCUGUUAGUGAUUCUUCAUUGUUGACGGUCUCCUUGAGUUUACACUCCCUUACCAGUUUGACACUUAAAGGGUGUAUCCGUGUUACCAGAGCCGGAAUAGAUUCCUUAUUGAGUUCCAACUCUUUAUUAUCUUACUUGAAUGUGAGCCAGUGUAAAAAUUCGAACGUUUAUCCUGGCUCCAUUCCAGCACAGAAGUUCAACGUCAAUCCCGAAACUAGGAGUGCUUUUGUGACUGCCGGAAACUCGAAUAAGAUCAUUGAAAUUGUAACGUGA
This is a messenger RNA of Yamadazyma tenuis ATCC 10573, 2499 nucleotides long. RefSeq lists its product as uncharacterized. The record is from RefSeq and is a predicted model, not a curated record. Lineage: Eukaryota; Fungi; Ascomycota; Pichiomycetes; Serinales; Debaryomycetaceae. Gene Ontology annotation, molecular function: protein-containing complex binding; protein binding.